Molecule: messenger RNA, 1094 nt
Organism: Kickxella alabastrina
Lineage: Eukaryota; Fungi; Kickxellomycota; Kickxellomycetes; Kickxellales; Kickxellaceae
Exons: 2
Coding region: 55-708 (217 amino acids)
Source: RefSeq, a predicted model, not a curated record
AUUUAACUUAGUAUACUUGCUAAUUUUUAGACAUUGAAAAACAAAUAUAAUACAAUGAAUGACGCAAAGAGCAUUGCAAGGCAGUCCCUCAAGGAACUCAACGAGCAACACCACGAUGACAUUCUGAGCAUCGUGCAGCAUUAUGGAAAGUGUCCCAAUGCUGAACAAGCGCGCAUCACUAACGUGGACGACAACUCGGCGACGUUUGAAUGGCAAUGGACAGACCCCAGCAACGGCGCUGUGCAUGUCAAAACCCGGCGUAUGUCCAUAUCCAGCUCCGAGUCAUUAAAUGAGAUACUCACAACAGCCGCCUUGUCUCGCAAAUUCACUCAACAGGCAGCAAAUGGGAUCGACAACAUUACUCUACCACCAUUGCCACCAUCCCAAUUUCCGCUACCGCAAAGCCGCACCAUCACAUUCACACUCCCACCUCCCAUCAUCUGUGUUGCUACUUUGGGAGGAUUGGCAAUGCUCACAUAUUUUGCUCGCACGAAAUCGGAAAUCACAUUGGUGCAAAUGGUAUUUUGGGUAGUCCCGCAAUGGGUUUUCCGAUUUGGUUUCAAGGCCUUGGUUGCCAUCCAUGUGUUUGAAGCAGUCGCAAUGCUGUUGGCCUCAACGACGCUGUUGUAUGUCGUGAGCACCUUGGUAUUCGGAUUUUUUGCAGGCAUCACGCUCGCCAGACAAAUUAGACAACCAAACAAGGCGUAAAUUAACAAUAUCACUUUAAAACGGUCUAUUAGCUUACAUGUUUUUUUGCUCGCAAACCUACUCGUCAGCUUACUACUCUGGUGACAAGGGAACAAGUAAAAAACAUUUCACUUCAUUUGGGUUUUGUGGCAAUAUGGCAUCUGCUCCUUUUUCAUAUUGUCAUUCGCCUUUGCUCCCGCUCCCACUCUCACUUUGUUAUAAAUUGUGAAUUGUGAAUUGUGAAAAUUGGGCCGCUAUGCAAUCCAACCCCCAAUCCAAAGUGAGCGCCCAUCCUUGCCAAUCUUCCUUUGUUACUUUUUCACUCCCAUUCCCCAACAUUUACAAUGAGCGGUGUGAUCAAAUGUUACCAUCUGUGAGUAUCUAGAAAAAGCGAGAGCGAGAAAAAU